This is a messenger RNA of Saitoella complicata NRRL Y-17804, 1740 nucleotides long. RefSeq lists its product as uncharacterized. Gene Ontology annotation, molecular function: sodium:proton antiporter activity. The transcript is spliced from 5 exons. Bases 1 to 1740 code for a protein of 579 amino acids. Gene Ontology annotation, cellular component: plasma membrane. Gene Ontology annotation, biological process: proton export across plasma membrane; regulation of membrane potential; sodium ion export across plasma membrane. The record is from RefSeq and is a predicted model, not a curated record. Lineage: Eukaryota; Fungi; Ascomycota; Saitoellomycetes; Saitoellales; Saitoellaceae.
AUGCCGAAUCUUGAUGUGUCCGAGUUCAAUAUUGUUUGUUCCGUGCUGGGCGCUUUCAUUGUUGUUUUUGGAUUGUGUUCUUACGUUGUCAAGGAACGGGCUUUCGUGAGUGAGGCUCUUGUUGCCUUGUUGAUUGGUGUUGCGUUUGGACCGAUCGGGUCGGGGUGGAUUGAGCCGGAGCGGUUUGGCGAUGGGAAUGCUGAUGUUAAGAAGAUUACCUUGGCAUUCACUCGACUCGUCAUCGGUGUUCAAUUGGUCUUGGCAGGUGUGGAGUUGCCGUCCAAGUACAUUUGGCGUGAGAGGUGGUCGUUGUUCGUGCUCUUGAUUCCCAUCAUGACUACGAUGUGGGUUAUUUCGGCACUGUUCGUGUACCUAUUGAUUCCGAACCUUCACUAUAUCGAAGCUUUGGUUAUCGCUGCGUGCGUCACCCCAACGGACCCUAUCUUGGCAAACUCGAUCGUUCGUGGUCGCUUUGCCGAAAAGUAUGUCGCCCCCCACCUCCGUAACAUCAUCUCCGCCGAGUCCGGUGCCAACGACGGUUUCGGCUACCCCUUCCUCUUCCUCGCCACGUACCUCAUCAAGUAUGACUCCGGCAAGGCAAUCGGCAUGUGGUUCUACGAAACUUGGUGCUACAACAUUUUGUUGUCCUGCGCAUAUGGUACCGUAAUCGGAUGGCUCGCAAAGGAAGUGCUUCAUUUUAGUGAGAAAAAUGUAUGGCUCAAGCUAAUCAAGUCCUCUGCUGGGGGGAGUAGGAAGUAUAUCGACAAGGAGUCAUUUCUUGUGUUUGCCAUCGCGCUUGCGUUGUUUACGUUUGGGACGGCUGGGUUGUUCGGAACUGACGACCUUCUUGCUUGUUUCGUAGCCGGAAACGUCUUUACGUGGGAUGACUGGUUCCGUAUUGAAACAGAAAAGGAGCACCUUCAGUCGACAAUCGACAUGUUGCUCAACAUCUCGAUUUUUGUCUAUUUGGGUGCGAUCAUGCCGUGGUCCGAUUUCAACAACCAUGAAAUUGGCACAUCGGUCUGGCGCUUAAUCGUCAUGGGUAUUUGUGUUUUGAUCGCAAGACGUCUGCCCAUCGUCUUAGCUCUUUACAAGUUCAUGCCUACGACGAUCAAGAAUUUUAGGGAGGCGAUGUUUGCUGGGUUCUUCGGGCCUAUCGGCGUUGGUGCUGUAUUCUACGCAGCCAUCGCUUAUGAGCAGUUUGAAGAAUCUAAAGACGAGAGACAACAUCGUUUGGCCGAGUUGGUCAUCCCUGUCGUCUACUUCUUGGCCUUGUCGUCUAUCGUAGUGCACGGCGUCACGAUUCCAAUCAUCAAGCUUGGUCAGAGAAUCCCCAUCAGCAGUCUCGAUUUCCGAUCGAUUUCCAUCAGUCGCCCAUCAACUUCGGCACCGAAGAACGACAGCGCCUUUGCGCGCAUGAAGAUUUUCAAGCCGGCAGACGUCGAUGCUCGCCUGCAGGAAAUGAAGGAUCUUGAGGCCCGGGGAGUUCCGCCUCCUAUGUUUGAUCCCAAAGACGGCCCGGAGGAGGUUGCCCGGUCCGUUGGCUCGCAGUCUACCAACGAUGAGAGUUCUGUUGAUGCGUUCGCGGGUCGUGGACGUAGGAUCACCAUUCAGGAUCCGAGAGAUAUGGCUGCCUUGGAGGAUCAGAAUAGGAAGGAGUCUGAAGUUGCCUUUCAGGAGGGUAAUGAUAUCAUUGUGGAGGACAGAGAUGGAUUCCAUCAACGUGUCUACCAUAUGUAG